Messenger RNA from Haemonchus placei, 2646 nucleotides. The record is from the annotation of a GenBank genome assembly. NCBI's taxonomy places the organism in Eukaryota, Metazoa, Nematoda, Chromadorea, Rhabditida, Trichostrongylidae.
AUGUUGGGGAGAGAGACAGUGAUCCUUGACAAUGGAGGCCAUACAAUGAAAAUUGGCACAAGCCGAGAUAUUGAGCCAAGGCUCAUCCCUAAUUGUAUCGUCAAAGCCAAAGCAGAUCGAAAACGUGAAUUUGUUGCUGAUGAGCAAUCGGAAUGCACGGACAAGACUGGUCUUUUCUACGUUUUACCCUUUGAGAGAGGAUAUUUAGUGAACCCCGAUGUUGAGGAACAAAUUUGGGAGACCGUAUUCGAAUCAUAUCCUACUAAAGAUAGUCGUAUAGUCCUCACCGAUCCUAAUUAUCUUAUUCCUGCCAUUGAAGAUGUUAGCGUCGAAGUGUUAUUUGAACAACACAAUUUUCAUUCUAUCUAUAAGGCAUCAGCUGCCGGCUUCAUCGCCUUAGAGGGUUCAUGUCGCAAUAUACGCUGUGCUCUGGUUGUUGAUUGUGGCUUCUCAUGUGUCACUGUAGCUCCAUUUCUUGAUGGCAAAGCCAUUCAGCAGGGCAUCGUACGGAUAGACGUAGGCGGAAAGGUGCUGACUAAUCAGCUAAAGGAAUGGAUUACGUAUCGUGAUCUCAAUGUUCUAGAAGAAACAUAUCGCGAUGGUCGCAAUACGAUACGCCGUGAAUACGUUUUACCGGAUUUCUGCCGACUAUUUCGUGGGUACCUUAGGGAACCAUCAACAUUGGGAAAGUUCUCACUGCCGGAGGAUUCCCCACAACACAUUACUAUAAAUCGCGAGCGCUUCGCUUUGCCGGAAAUAUUAUUUCAGUUGGUGAUAUAUUUUAGUCCAUCGGAUAUUGGCCUCAAUCAAAUGGGAGUAGUAGAAGCUGUCGUCGAAUCAUUAUCUCGAUGUCCAGUGAAUUUACGACCAGCACUAGUGCAGAACAUAUCUCUCGUAGGAGGAUGUACUCUGUUCCCAGGAACACUUCAUUUAAAAGGAUUGGGUAUUAAUCAUUUGCAUACCUUUAAACUGCUUGCCAACGUGCCCGGGUCCAUACUGCUUCCUUCCCUUAAAGAAAAAAUAAGUACUAUUGGUUGGGAUAGAAGGUUCAAUCUUUUUUUCAGCAUAUCUGAACUCCGAUCAUACAUGGACGUGGAUUGGUGUGUAGCUCUUGCUGACGUUAUCAAUCCGAUCACCCACGCUUGGUCAUGUGCAUCCUCUGCUUUUUCCGGUGACAUGGCUGAGGAGGAUCAGCUUUUUGUUACGCGAGAAGAAUGGAAUGAGCAUGGAGAAGAGAUAUUACAUAAGAAAUUCUUAAAUUUCCUGGAUUUCGACUCUGAGGAGGCUGAUGAAGCCUCAGAUGAAGCUAUAGAGGUUAUCGCUAUGUGUUGCUCUGUUUCAGAUGCCACAAUAUAUGUCGGAGGCCUCGACGAGAAGGUUACAGAGAAUGUGCUUUGGGAGUUAAUGGUUCAAGCAGGUCCCGUCACGAGUGUGAAUAUGCCCAAGGAUCGAGUGACGGCGAACCAUCAAGGGUUUGGCUUCGUUGAGUUCGUGGGUGAGGAAGAUGCGGACUACGCAAUAAAGAUUUUAAAUAUGAUAAAGCUGUACGGAAAACCUAUAAAAGUGAAUAAAGCAAGCGCUCAUGAAAAGAACAUGGAUGUUGGCGCUAACAUUUUUGUUGGAAAUCUUGAUUCAGAGGUUGACGAAAAGCUUCUUUAUGAUACCUUCAGUGCAUUUGGAGUAAUUCUUCAAGUGCCCAAAAUUAUGCGUGAUCCAGAAACAGGCAACAGUAAAGGUUUCGCUUUUAUCAAUUUUGCAUCAUUCGAAGCAUCCGAUAUGGCCAUGGAAGCCAUGAAUGGGCAGUUCCUUUGCAAUCGGGCUAUUUCUGUCUCGUACGCUUUCAAAAAGGAUGCGAAAGGUGAGCGGCACGGUACUGCUGCAGAACGUAUGCUGGCUGCUCAAAACCCUCUGUUCCCGAAGGAUCGUCCCAACCAGAUGUUCUCCGACGCUCCCGGAAGACUUCCAUUCCCACCACCCAUGCCUGGAAUGCCUCCAAUUAUACCAGGACUACCAGGAAUGCCUCCAAUGCCUCCUCCUUUGCCUAUGGGUAUGGCUGGUAUGGCUUUCCCACCACCGCCGCCGACUGCAACUCCAAUGCCUCCUCCUCCACCACCACCUGUGCCACCAACACCGACCAUAACACCACGUCCACCUCCACCGCCAAUGUCAAGUAAGUUGGUUGUAACCGUAGUAAGUCAUGCGCUUGUUUGGGCUUCACUUGUAAAUGUUUUACUUUCAGCUGGAGGGGCGCAGUGGCCUAUGCCACCACCACCGCCUACACACACGCCAAGUAUGCCGACUCCACCUCCACCCCCUCCUUCACGUGGAACAUCAUCUUUUGUGCCUCCUCCACCACCAGGUUCAAUGCCACCUCCUCCAGGGCCGCCACCAGGUCCGCCUGGUCCACCAGGACCUCCACCACCAGGUCCUCCCGCACCUCCAGGGCCUCCUCCUCCAGGAAUGAUGCCUCCUCCUCCAAGGUUCCCACCAGGAAUGCCCCCUCCACCACCACGAUUCAACUCUGCUGCGCCGCCGCCGAGCUCCGGACAGUUCCCUCCUCCUCCGCCUCCUUCAAGACCGCCUGUUCCACCUCCUCCUGGACAAGCACCACCACCACCAAUUCCACCUCCACCACCGUCAUCAUAA